AUGGCUAAUAACUACGGAAACGCCGGCUACAGCGGACCCCCACCCAAUGGACCAUAUGGAAAUGCUGGAUACAACGGACCAAACGGACCAUAUGGAAAUAAUUCCGGACAACCGCACCAAGACGGAAUCCCAACGUUGCAUUAUGGAAACGGAGGAUAUUCUGGUCCACAGGCUCAAUACGGAAAUGGGGGACAGGGACAACCAUCUGGACCUUAUGGUGGUGCUGGAUUCGCUGGACCAACUGUUGGAUCUGGAUUUGGAAAUGCUGGAUAUGCUCCUCCACCACCACAUGGAGCGCCGGGACCUGGAUUUGUGCCGGGAGGAGUUGCAGUUCAUGAUGAUCAUCAUGAUGAUCAUGGAAAGCAUGGGAAACAUGGGAAGAAAGAACAUCAUCACCACCAUCACCAUCACCAUCAUGACCACCGCCACUAA
Molecule: messenger RNA, 432 nt
Organism: Caenorhabditis briggsae
Lineage: Eukaryota; Metazoa; Nematoda; Chromadorea; Rhabditida; Rhabditidae
Exons: 1
Coding region: 1-432 (143 amino acids)
Source: RefSeq, a predicted model, not a curated record